Seminavis robusta is the source of this 1113-nucleotide messenger RNA. The record is from the annotation of a GenBank genome assembly. Lineage: Eukaryota; Bacillariophyta; Bacillariophyceae; Naviculales; Naviculaceae.
AUGACGGGCGGAAAAAGCACCAAGGCUUCCGAUAUGCUGGACACUCUCUGCACACCACCCGAGGUGUGUGGUGAGGCUGCCGAGGACAAUAAGAGACAACACUUGCUGCAACAAACAACAAACGAUGGAACCAACUUCUUCACCAAAAAUGUCAAGCGCGACAAGGCACUAUUGGUAGCAAUCCUCUUGAUGGCUGUGGUUCUUCAUAUUCCCACAGUGAGGUUUAUUCUCUAUCCAUUCAUGAUCUUCUCGACCUGGGUCCAUGAAAUGUGUCACGGCAUGGCAGCGAUUCUCGUUGGCGGUGGAGUCCGCAAGUUGAUGGUAUACAAGGACGGUAGUGGCCUCGCUUACACGUGGACAACAGGGGAAGAUUGGAAACGAGCCUUUGUAGCCUCUGCUGGAUACACAGGCACGGCCCUCAUUGGAGGCUUUCUGCUGCUAUGGCGACGUACGCGACGAGGUCCUACUGUGGGUCUGAUUGUCAUAGGGUGUGCCAUGCUGCUGAGUUGUGCCAUGUAUGUGCGAAAUGCCUUUGGAGUUGCCGCCACCCUUUCUAUUGGGAUCGUGCUCCUUCUCUUUGGUUGGAAACUACCGGCUCAAGGAGUAUUGUAUAUGUACUGCUUUUUGGCCGCAACCUGUUCCUUCAACGCCCUUGAUGCCAUCAACGACUUGAUGGACAUCCAAGAAGGUGAAGCCUAUGUGAAUGGACAACAGACAUCUACAGACGCUCAUACCGUGGCGGAUUUGAUCGGUAUGACCUACGGCUUUUGGGCUGUCCUUUGGCUCAUCUUUGGUCUCUUCAUGUCGGCUGUUGGGCUACUCCUUCCCUUCAACGGUGUCACUUACCAAAAGAACAAAAAAGCAAUGCGCAAGGCUCAAGAAGGGGCGUUACCUCAACAUGGUAUUGCAAUGGUGACAACCUCCAACACUCAACAAGCACCCCCGGCAUAUGAACAACCAACGGUAUCUGCUCCGUCCCCUGCUGUGAACCCCGCGUGGUAUCAUUCGCAGCAAGCAGCGCAACCUCCACAACAGCAGACAACUACACAGCAGCAUGCAUGGCAACAAGUGGAGCCUGCAGAUAUCCCAAUUGCUCAGGCUACUAUAUACUAA